This is a messenger RNA of Cannabis sativa, 1145 nucleotides long. Its product is annotated as 6,7-dimethyl-8-ribityllumazine synthase, chloroplastic. Gene Ontology annotation, molecular function: 6,7-dimethyl-8-ribityllumazine synthase activity. The record is from RefSeq and is a predicted model, not a curated record. Bases 210 to 905 code for a protein of 231 amino acids. Gene Ontology annotation, biological process: riboflavin biosynthetic process. The transcript is spliced from 2 exons. Gene Ontology annotation, cellular component: riboflavin synthase complex; intracellular anatomical structure. Lineage: Eukaryota; Viridiplantae; Streptophyta; Magnoliopsida; Rosales; Cannabaceae.
AUUGGGUUUCAUUUCAUCGUUCCAAAGUCAAUUGUAGUCUCUCUCUCUCUCUCUCUCUCUCUCUCUAAGUCAUCAUCAGCGGUAUCCUAAUUGAUCGGAGAUCGGAGGAAUUCCGUUCAUUCAUUGUCCGGAUAAACAAUUACUUAACUCACUCACUCACAGAAGAGGAUACUUUGUGAAAGGAGACCAAAAGGCCAAAAGAACAUAAAAUGGCGAAAUCAGUGUCAUGGUCAUUAGCAAGUUCCGUCCACUCCCAACUAUCAGUUUCCCGCCACAAUCACCAUCAACUUGAGCUUGGAAUGCGAACCUCACCGCUCAAUUUUGUGAAGAGACAAUCACUGAAUUCCCCUUUAUCAUUUUCGUCAUCUUGUAUGGGUGCACCCACACCAAUUGAGGACACCAAUCGCCACCAUUCUACACGCACUGCCGCCGUUCGCCAUCUUGUUGGCUCUGUCACCAAAACUCAGGGCCUUCGUUUUGCAGUGGUGGUUGCCAGAUUCAACGAGAUCGUUACAAAGGCUCUGCUCGAGGGAGCUUUGAACACAUUCAAGAACUACUCAGUUCAAGAAGAAGAUAUUGAUGUUGUUUGGGUUCCUGGUAGUUUCGAAAUCGGGGUGGCUGCUACCAAAUUGGGAAAGUCAGGAAAGUAUAACGCAGUCAUAUGUAUCGGUGCUGUGAUAAGAGGAGAUACAACCCAUUACGAUGCUGUUGCUAACUCAGCCGCGUCUGGAGUACUUUCGGCUGGCCUAAAUUCUGGAAUUCCAUGCAUAUUCGGUGUUUUGACUUGCGACGACAUGGAUCAGGCAUUAAACAGAGCUGGUGGUAAAUCUGGAAACAAGGGCGCCGAGGCUGCUUUGACAGCUAUCGAGAUGGCUUCGUUGUUCGAGCACCAUCUCUCCUCGUAAUCUUCCCAAACUAUUGGAAAUUACUUAUCCGGAAAUGAUUGUUGUGUUUUUGAGAUUCAAAGACGAUUCGAGUAUAAUAAUGUAUCUUGGAAUAGGUUGUCAGACUGCAAUAUAACCUUUUUGUAACAAUGCUUAGAUUGGUGGUUAGACUUUUGUUAUAAUCAAUUUGGUUAGUUGGGACAUGAAAUUGCAUACUAUUUACUCGUUGGAACUAAUAAAGAUCAUCUUUUUAAUUGUUAA